Molecule: messenger RNA, 15856 nt
Organism: Pelobates cultripes (western spadefoot toad)
Lineage: Eukaryota; Metazoa; Chordata; Amphibia; Anura; Pelobatidae
Source: the annotation of a GenBank genome assembly
AUGUACCAUGGCAGAGAGUGCGGGGGUAUCGGGAUGCACCAUGGCAGAGUGUGCGGGGGUAUUGGGAUGCACCAUGGCAGAGUGUGCGGGGGUAUUGGGAUGUACCAUGGCAGAGUGCGGGGGUAUCGGGAUGUACCAUGGCAGAGAGUGCGGGGGUAUCGGGAUGCACCAUGGCAGAGUGUGCGGGGGUAUUGGGAUGCACCAUGGCAGAGUGUGCGGGGGUAUUGGGAUGUACCAUGGCAGAGUGCGGGGGUAUCGGGAUGUACCAUGGCAGAGAGUGCGGGGGUAUCGGAAUGCACCAUGGCAGAGAGUGCGGGGGUAUUGGGAUGUACCAUGGCAGAGAGUGCGGGGGUAUCGGAAUGCACCAUGGCAGAGAGUGCGGGGGUAUUGGAAUGUACCAUGGCAGAGAGUGCGGGGGUAUUGGAAUGUACCAUGGCAGAGAGUGCGGGGGUAUUGGAAUGUACCAUGUGUAGUCAGGUGGGGGUGUAGAUUAUUUUGGAGAUGAGAGCCUGUGAUAACAUUACAGGGACUGUUACUGAAGUAGUUUUGGUGUAUGAAUCUUGCUCUGCGAUUUAAUUCCUAAAUGGCCGAGAAUUGAGCAGUGAGACUGCAGGGGUACGAUUUAUAUAGUCUAUACACUAUUACUGCUUCAUCGAGCUAAAGUUGUUUUGGUGACUAAAGUGUCCCUUUAAAUAUGUCUUUAUGUUUUGGGAGUCCACAUUAAACGGUUUAUUGCAGGUAAAAUAGUUGAAGGCAAUAUUUUCAUAAUUAAAAAUGAAAUAAAUAUCCUUUUAGCGGAUGUGUCUCCAGCACUAUACAGCAUCUCCCUUCCAUUUAUACAGAAGUAGUUUAUAGACGUGGAUGAGUUUUAGUAUCGGCUGAGCCGAGGUACUCCACUCUCUUUCUAAGGGGAGAAUAAAGAUAUUUCCGAAUCUGUUCAGUGCGUGAACUAAACCUGGGUGUUGGAGUGAAUAAACUUAUGGUUUAAUACGAUCCAUUUCGGAUCCUUCAUUUAGAAUUUCUCCAGGGGUAAAUGUCGCAGUGUCCAUCUGGUGGACAUGGUAGUAAAGAUCUUCGCUUACAGUUUUAUGGGAAAUAGAAAACGCCUUGGGAGUUGUCCGCUUUCUGCUAUAGUAGAAAUGGUGACCUCUUGCACAACAAUACGCUGGGAGAACAGAAAGGAGAAAAUCUAACUACCUAAAAAAAAAAAAACUAAAGAGUUUAUUAAAAAACAAAGCAAACAAACAACCCUAGCCACUUUACUCCUAUAAUUAUCCCAUAGUUUUAUUUAAGAAAUGUGACUAUUUGUGUACCAUUCAUGUAAUUGUUGCAGUGUCUCUCGUUUGUGUUAUUGCUAGGUGACGAGUGUUUCUCACGGUACACACGAUGCGGUGGUCAUUCUGGAGAGAUUUCCAUUCCAAGCAGAAACGGUUUCCAGUCUGCUUACCAACCAGCCAGAGCUGAAGCUACAGUUGAAGAAUGACAUUUAUAGUGUUUAUCAUUUGAACCCCCCUCCAGAAUUAAAUGGUGAGCACCUACAGCUAAACUGCUAUUGGAGCCACGCCGGCCAUAGACAUCGCUGUGAAUAGCGCUUUAACUGGACACAUACUGUCGGCCCUGUUUGACAUAGUUUUCCAAUAACGAUGAGUUUCAGUCAUGUCUUUGGCUAAACAUGUGCCAAGCAGUUGUGUGAUGACCUAAUAUUGUGUAUUAGAUGGUUUUACUCAGAAAUCAAACAUUGUAAAAUUUACCUUUUGCACACAUUUGUAGACAUGCAAUUUUAAAGGAACACUAUAGUCCCCUAAAUUAUUUUAGCUAAAUAAAGCAGUUUUUUUUUUGACAUUCUUUAUUUCAAUUUUGUUUCAUUCUUCCAAGUUACAAUCAUGCAUUAAUGUGUUUAAACAUGAAUAGACAAUAUGUAUCGGCUUUCAUCAAGGUAAACAGUAUACUUGAACACAACUGGAUAUUAAUCGCAUCUAAAAUGUGCAUUUAGUAACCUUUAUGUGGCAUAUCUUGCGUCGAGAAGCCAAUAUGUGUAGAACUGCGCGUCCAACCAGCUCAUAUUGUGAGCUUUCUGGGAAUUUAAAUUAAACUAGCUCGGGCUGUAGUCAGGUGCAUGAAACAAUCCGUGAUCCUGGUAAGUGGGCGUAUGUUCAAGACUUGAGUUACUGUCUAGUGCCAGGCAGGUAUGUCUAUAUACAGCAGGUGUACCUAUCAUCAGCCUGCACUGCAGCAUGUUACCGCCUCUCGUUGUGGCCUUGUGUCCAGCUUUCCUUUUCCCUCUUCCCCGUGUCACCCUCCCCCGCCCCUCUCCACUCCCUUUCCACUUGUGUAGUUAUAUUUCCCUCUGUGAGUCGCGUGUAGUGCACUUAUCAGGUUGGUAGUCGUAUGUCUUGUGAUAGUAGAGCUAGCUCCGUGUUUACGAGCCUCCCAGUUGUAGGGUUCGGGUAGAUACGUGUGUAUUAUGACCUAUCGGCCCGGGGCUAUGUUUUAUGGGACGUUGAUUUGUGCGUAACUGUAGGUUGCUGCCUCCGUCCCUAGUAGGUUCGUGUGGGGAGUCCUUCCCAUGGUGUUCUCUUGGUAAGGUGGUGGGAGGCCUAGGAGUCGUAUCCCCACCUCCCCCUCAGUCUUUCUGUCCGGCUAGUCCCCACUAGUCUGAUGUUUAGGUAUGCGUGCUCUGGCCGUUGGUAGGGAGCGUGGAGGAUGCGCGGGGGACGUUGGGGGCAAGUAGCUAGGCAUUACCUAUCUUAAUGUAUUGUGUACGUCCUCCGCCUUCAUGUGUUGGGGUGUCUCUCUCCCCCCUCCCUCUUCUACCCAAUCUAUCUUUCUAUGUUCCCUUCAGUUUCGGGGGUUAGUUUACCGUUGUUGGUGCCAGUUGCAUCUCAGACCUUGGGGAUCUCGGCGGGCUCAGAUUGCGUUGGUGUUGUCUGUGCGCACCGUGAGUCUCUUUCUGUCCAUCCUAUUGUAUGUAUCAGCUUUUGUGUUUCGGGAUACUUCCUGUCCUUGCUUUAUUUGUCCAUGCCUAGUUUCUGUCGGGGGUGGAGGGUCUGGGGUUGGGAUAGGGUCGGGAUGGGUUGUGAGUUAUGUCCAUUCUUGUGGGUUUUAAUCGGUCAUACUGGCUCCGGAGGGGGCGAGGUCCCCAGCCGGGGGUGUAUGUGCCACCGCAGCGGCCCCCCCCCUCCUCCCCGCAUCUGCUCCAGCUGCCACCUUGGAUACAUAGUCCAUCCACGGGAACCAAGUCAGGGAACAUUUUUCCGCGCGACCCUGCAGGGAGGCCGUCAUCCUUUCCAUAUUAUAGAUCUCUUCAACCCUGUCUAUCCAUUGUUGGUAUGUGGGAGCUGUGGGGUUUUUCCACAUCGUCGGAAUGAGUGUUUUUGCAGCCGUCAACAGGUGUAUGACGAGGCCUCUCUUGUAUGCUUUCAGGGGUGUGUGGGUGUGAUUUAGCAACAUUGGCAGUGGCUGGAAAGGUAUCUCUGUUCCCGUAAUUUCUUUUAUCAAUCGGUGGACCAUUCGCCAGAAGGGUAUGAUGUGCGUGCACUUCCACCAAAUGUGUAUUCCGGUGCCUAAUUCUGUGCCGCACCGCCAGCAUUCGCCUGGGACCGAGACGUGGAUGUGCCGUAGCACAUCAGGGGUCCGGUACCAGUGUGUCAAAAUUUUGUAAUUACAUUCUUGGAAUUUAGUGCUUAUGGAUCCCUUGUGUGUGAGUUGGAAUAUUUUAUCCCAUUCGCUAUCUGUGAGUAUGACAUCUGCGUCUCUUUCCCAUCGUGUAGUGAACCCCAGCGGUGGUUUGUUACCGCUGUUUUGGAGCAUGGUAUACAGGAUCGAGACUCCAUGUGGGAGGUGGUGUCUGUCUGUGCAUAAUUGUUCCAGGUAGAGCAGUGGACGGUGCAGGUGUCCCCUGCCUUUCAGAGCGGCAGCGUACGUUUUUAUUUGAUGGUAUCGAAACUCGUCCAUUCUAGUUGGUCGGCGGUCUUGUAGUAGAUCUCCUAUUGUUUUUAGGUUCGGCCCGUCACACCAUUGGCUCAUGUAUACCCAGUCUGUGGCUCCCAAGUUCCUGAGGUCGGCCGGGCUAAGCCCUCCCGCCAGCUUUGGGUUGUUGGUGAUAGGUGUAAGCGGGUUGGGGGACGUCGUGAGGUUCCCGUUGUAGCGAACCCUGCACCAGACCUGCAGCGUGGCGUUUAUCAUUGGGUUGUCCGUGCGUAUGUUCUCAAAAGAUGUUUCGCCCAGCCACAGUUGGGCGGGGAUUUUGCCUAGGGCUUGUUGUUUUUCUAUGUGGACCCAUUGUUUAGUGGUCGGGUUAGCGUGCCAAUCGACCAGUCGAUGUAUGUGGGUUGCCUGGUAGUAUGUGGUGAUCGACGGGAGUCCCGUUCCUCCCUGGCUUUUUGGUCGUUCUAAGGUGGACCGUUUCACGCGUGAUGGUUUGUGGUUCCAGACGAACUGUCGGAUGGUAGUCGUAAUUGCUUGAAAGAACCCUCUGGGGAUAGAUGUUGGUAAUGUCUGGAAUAGGUAUAGAAUGCGAGGCAUGACAUUCAUUUUUAUCGCGUUUAUGCGUCCAAACCAGGAGAUGUACUGGGCCGUCCACCGUUUUAUAUCCAGUUGUAAGGUUGCUAGAAGGGGUGCGAAGUUCAGUUGGUAUAUGCGCGUCGUGUCCUCGGGUAGCCAGACGCCAAGAUAUCUCAAUUUGGAGGUGCAUAUUCUGAAGGGGAAUUGCGUUUGGAUGUGUUGCUGGAGAGUCGCGUCCCUCGUGAGCAGCAUUGCCUCGGAUUUAUCCAGAUUUAGCUUGAGGUUGGAUACCUCGCUGUAGGUUCGGAAUGCGUCCAGGAGGUUCGGUGUCGACACCCUAGGUUGCUCCAGGAAAAAUAGCAUGUCGUCGGCAUAGGCCGCUACUCGAUGUUCCUGUCCGCCUAUGCUAAAUCCCGUGAUCCCUCCAUGCCGUCUGACCGCUUCGAGGAAGGGUUCGAGGGUGAGGGCGAAUAGAAGGGGGGAUAGGGGGCAUCCUUGCCUUGUGCCAUUGCUUAUGUCAAAUGAGUCGGUCAGGGCUCCAUUGACACGUAUGCGUGCAGUCGGCGUGGUGUAUAGCGCGGCUACCCAGGUUCGCAGCCGUGGACCAAACCCCAUGUGACUCAGGGUCGCUGCCAUGUAAUCCCAGUCUACCCGGUCAAAUGCCUUUUCGGCGUCGGUGGAUAGAAGCACCAUGUCUCGUUUGCCGGCCACUGUUGCGUGUAUGAUGUUAAGGGCUCGGAUGGUAUUGUCCCUAGCCUCCCUCCCGGGUAUGAACCCGACCUGGUCCGGGUGGAUCAGGUCGGGGAGCGUCUGCGCUACUCUGGUGGCCAUGGCUUUGGCGAAGAGUUUUAUGUCCGCGUUUAGUAGGGAGAUUGGACGGUAGCUGGCACAGUUAGUUGGGUCUUUUCCUUCCUUCGGUAUGAUCACGACCGUUGCCCUCAGGGUGUCCGUAGGGAAUCGUCCUCCUUCUUGGAGGGAAUUGAUUCCGGUGAGGAGUCUAGGAAGGAGAACGUCCUUAAAGGUGCGUAUAUACGCUAUAGGGAGGCCGUCUGGUCCCGGAGCCCUGUGGGGUUUGGAUGUUUUCAAGGCUCCCGCUAAUUCCUCAAUUGUAAUGGGUUGUUCUAGGUCGGCCUCUUGUUCAGGCGUCAGUUUACGGGUGGUAUGUUCUUCCAAGUAUGCAGCUAUCCGUGCCUGGUGUUGUGCUACUGUAUUUCCCGUUUUGUGCUGUGCUUGGUCGUAUAGCGUCCUGUAAUAUUCUUUGAAAGCCGUUAGGAUGCCCUCCGGAAGCCGGGUGAUAGCGCCUUCUUUCGUGUGUAUCUUGUGGACGUGUCGUGUUCUCCGUUUUUCCUGGAGCAUCUUCGCCAACAGCCGUCCACUUUUAUUCGAAUGUUCGUAGAAGUAUCGGGAUGUUUUCCUGGCUGUGUGGAGUAGUCCUUGGGUCAAUAUGUCCCGAAGCUCUCUGCGAGUUUCCGUGAGUCGGAGGUAUGUGUUAUCAUCCAAAGUGGAUUUAUGGGUUUGCUCAAGCUCAGCUAUGCGGCUUGUCAGGUUAGCAAUUUGCGUCGUCCUUUGUUUUUUGCGGCGGGUGCAGCUCGUGAUAAGGUGUCCACGGAUGACACACUUAUGCGCUUCCCAGAGAGUCAGUGGCUGUAUGUCCGGACUUUCAUUUGUCGAGAAGUAGUCAUUUAGGGCCUGGUUCAUAGCUGUGGUAAAUUCCAGGUCGUCCAGCAUGGAUUCAUUAAGUUUCCACUGUCUGUCUCUGGGUUUAAAGAGCGGGGAUUGUGUAUCGAUCAGAACCGGUGCGUGGUCAGAGUGGUCCAUGAUGCCGAUGUCUGCGCUACGUAGUAGGUUAAGAUACUCCUGGGCCAUGAAAAUGUAGUCGAUUCGACUAUAGUGUCCGUGUACCGCGGAGUAGUGGGUAUAGUCUCGGGCGUCUGGGUGGUACGUCCUCCAGCAGUCCACUAGCCCCAUCUUGUGCAGGAGUCGUUGCGUGGCUUUCAGGCAGUGUGUGGGGAUCGCACUUUGGCCCCUCGAGGUGUCACGUAUGGGGUCCAACGGCAUGUUUAGAUCUCCUGCUGCUAUCAGUAGGCCCCCUCUGAACUUCUCCAGUUUGGCUAGCGCCUGGCGCAUGAACGUGUGUUGCUUUCUGUUUGGUCCGUAUAAGCACGCGAAGGUGUAUUCAUGGUCUGCGAUGGUGCCUCUCAAGAAGAGGAACCUCCCAUUCGGGUCUGCUAGAGUUUGUGUAGUUUGGAAUGGCACCGAGUGGGCGAAUAGAAUGGCGACUCCGGCCUUUUUGGUGUCGGGGUGGUUAGCGUAGAAACCCAAAGGGAAUCGCCGGUUUUCUAAUUUGGGUGCGUCUCCACCUUUGAGAUGGGUUUCUUGCAGGAAAACGACGGAGGCCUUAGCACUCCACAGUCGGCGGUGCAAGUGGGCCCGUUUUUCUGGGGAGUUGAGUCCCUGGACGUUGUUAGACCAAUACGUCAGCUGGGCCGGGGCAAACGCCCGGGUGGCAGCCAUUUUGGGAGGGGGGGGGCCCCGCCCGCAGCGGCACAGGAGGGGCGAGGGGGAAGGCUGUCGUCUAGAGUGCGGGUUUUAGGGGGAUAGGGUUAUCUGGGGUCAGUAGGACCCGUGAGCGGGGUUAGUUUGGGUGUGACGUCGACCCUGUACCGGAUUUUGGGGGUUCUCGGGGGUUGGUUACCUGACCUUCCCUGAGGUUCCGGUAUAAUUUACAGGAGGGUCUGUCUCAGUGAGGAACAGUGUCGUCUUGACCAAUGGGGUGGUUCGGUCUAGUGGUCAAUUGUCAUCUACUAUCUCCUUCGGCUCCCAACCUGUAUUGGACUUUCGUAUUAGCUAUGUCUCUCUGUGUAGUGUUGAAGAUGGGGUGCAUGGUAGCGGGUCUCUGCUCCCGCAUGUCGCUAUGGGGCCAUUUGUGUGUCUUGUUGUGUGCUGUUAAGGGGGUGCGUCCCUCCCAGUCUCCCCCUUCAUUAUGCGUGUUCGAGGCUGUCUGAGCGAAACCCUUGCUCAUCCAUGGCCGUAUUUGGGUCGGGGUUCAGCGGUGUUAUUGGGAAGAGUUGGUGCAUGUGUGCGCGGUGGGUCCGCAAGAGUCAGUGGCGCCGGGCGUGGGGUGUUACCUCCUGUCGGCGCGGUGUCAGACGGGCUGAGUUUGGGUCCGAUCGUCCCGGAGUGGUGCCCUUGAUGUCUGCCCGUGGCUUGGGUUCCGUUAGGCGGGCCCAAGGAUCGCUAUUCGGGUCCCAAGUCUCGUCAUCUGGGGGCCCCGUUGCCGUCCGUCUUGGAGGGCUUCUCCAGCUUGGGGCAUAUCGGGGGUGUGCGGCGUCGUGGUAGUGUGUCUGCCUCGUUACUGUCUGGUAAGUGUAGCGUGCGUGGCACGUGGGGGAGCAGGAGUGAAUGCGCAUGCAGGUCAGGGACGGACUGUGUGCGGGGGGGGGGUCAUGCCUGCAGCUGAGUUACUGUCUUUGUUUUGCUACGUUAAAGGCCGAGCAGUCCCUGAUCCCCUCAGUCUGUCUUCUGUGUUCGCGUGAUGUGUCCCUCAUCCCCCCCCUCCACAUCUGUCAGCCCGUCCCCCGUGAUUCCCGAGUAUUGUGCCAUUGUCGUGCCCUAGACGUCCGUACAUCUCUUUGGUCCACUUAUAAACACUCUUAGCCCCUCCCUAUGUGAUCGCUGAUGCACUGGGCCCGGUGUGACGCGCAGGGUAUCUCUUCUAGUGCGUAUAUGUGUCACUCUGAUGGGCGCUCUUUGCGGCUACCGUGGGCAUUAACUUAUCUAGUGGAAUAUUUACAGCAGUGGGCCCUCCCGUCCACCACUCUAGUUCCCAACAUGUGACACCCGUGUCCCUCGUUAACCAAACACCACCACCCACUCCCGGAUCCCCCCCUGACCUCCCGGCAACAGUUCGAUCUGCUGUCCGUUGUACAGCUAUGUUUAGCAACCGUUUGAGGUGGGAAUUCGUCCUGUUGAGGGCCUGGUUGCCUUCUUUGGGGAGUUCCACUUUGUCCCAUGAGACCCCUCUCCCAUGAAAUUCCCCCCCUCCCAACCUGGCAGGGAACCCCGCUGUAGGAGCUUGGCUUUUGGUAGGACCGGGUGGUACUAUCCUCUAUAGCUGACCCCCGGGCUGCCCCGCCACCCCACCUAGACAGGCUCCCCCCUUGCCCCUUGACUAGUGUAGUGGCAGAGUACAUACCCUUGGCUGGCCGGAGCGUGGAAAGUCCCGGGCUGGGAGGAAUCCGAGGGGGAGAAGGGCCACGGCCGCAGGGUUCCGGUGCCGGAGCGGCUCAGGGGGGGUAGUUCCCGUGGCUGUUUAGGGACGGUGUUGGUUUAUUCUUCCGAGUUCUCCGGGCCUCCCCUGCGUUGUGGAGGGGUGGGUCCCGGGCGGAGGUUAUGAGCUACUUCUGACGGACCCGUGGCCCGGGCUGGGGGACCCUCCAGGAUCCAAUUCGGGAUCUGUAUCAUGGGUAGGCCCGCGGCUUGUAGAAAGCGGGGGACGUCGUUCGGCCAGCGGAUUAUGUGCCAGACAUUGCCUGAGCGGGCUUGGAGGCUGAAUGGGAACCCCCAUUUAUACGGAACCCUUCUCUCCUGCAGCAUCCGUGUCAGUGGUCUAAGUGCUCGGCGGGCAUCCAGGGUAAUAGUGGACAGGUCCUGGAAGAGGGAGACCUGGGAGUCCAUGUAUGUGAUCCUUUGCUGCGCCCUCGCUGCUUGCAUUAUGGCCUCCUUUAGUUGGAAGGAUUCUAGGGAGCAGAUGAUGUCGCGUGGGAGGCCGUCCCUUCUAGGUGCCCGCAGGGCUCUGUGGGCCCUUUCCAGACCGAAGUCACUAGGAGCCUCACUGCCCAUGAGGUGUGUGAACAGGCCUGUUAGGACUUCUUGGGGGAUUUCUCCCUCAGUUUCUGGGAGGCCUCGGACCCUUAUGUUUUUGCGACGACCUCUGUUGUCGAGGUCCUCCACUUGGCGGCGGAUGUCCAGGAGAAUGUUUCCCUGCCGCCCCGUAGCCAGUUCAGCCGCUUGCAUUGUUUGGGUGUGCUGGAGGCGGUCUUCCUCCAAGCUAUCUAUGCGUUGUUCCAGGGCCGAGAGGUCCCUGCGGACCGCCGUGAUCUCCUCCCGGAUAACGGCCUUCAAUUCCGCGACCAUGUCUGACUUAUCUUUGCGGGUGAGCAUGUUAUUAGUUAUAGUUGCCAGGUCUGCAGAUAUUUGGGUCAGCGUAGGGGUCGCCGGAGGAGUCUGGUCCGAGAGCGCCAUGCUUGAGGUCGGAGAGGACGGCGUCGGCGUGGCGGGGCCGUCCAGGCCUCGCGGGCCCUGGGAUGCCUGUAAGUAUUCGUCCAUCGGGCCGGGGUUAUAUUUCGCCGGCGUGACACCGGAGUUACCAGCUGCGUUUGUCCUCUUGCUUUUCCCCAUCUUUUUUGGCUGUUUAUGGCGCUAUUUGCCGGGGUUUACCAGGUUGGGGCCUAGGAGCUUAGGAGUAGUGCGUCUUACUCCAUCGGUAGUCAGGACACGCCCGGGGGUUACUUAUUUACGAAGGAGACUUAGUGUACUCUCCAGACCCCACUCUUUGGCAGUGGGUGCGGACUCCAAUUAUAACACAAGAGGGAGAACUUAGUGUACCCCCCAGGACCCAGCCAUGAGCGGUAGGUGGGGGCUACUAAUAAAAUACAAAAAAGCACCAGCCACUGUCCAUUAACCCUACCUACAUUCACUCACCCUAAUAAGUACGGGAAUAAGCCUGGGAAUAUCCCCAUGGCUAUUCCUGAAAGAAGUGGGACUUGCCUGUCAGAGUGUUCUGAUUGGUUGGCUUAGAAGCAAGUUAAUCGGUGAGCACUAAUGAAAAUUUAAAGUUUGGGAAUGCCUUUAUAAAGGCUUUUCCUGCCCUGAAACUCAUUCUGCAAGAAGCCCUUGUGGGCGAAGCUGAAACAAUUUUUUGGUCGUGUCAGGUUUCCAAUUUUAUCAUUGGGUUUUUAUUUUUAUUAGCUGCGUUGCAUUUUUCUGGAGUUUAUUUUGGCCUUUUAUGUGGCUGAAGAAAAGAAGAUUUAGAAGACAGAAGACAUCUUCAUUUUUACAGAUAUUAGCUUUAUUGUCCCCCUCACUAUUAUAAGGUUGAUGGGGGAUAAGUUGGAUUACUUUAUUUUAAUUGGUGUGAAGUGGCUAGGAGACCAUCAGCCACCGGGAGUGGGACAAUGGCACAAAUUUUACAUGGUGAACAAUGAUGUGUUCAUCUCCUGUUGUAUAUUUUAUUGAUAGUCCCCACCCAUUGCAUAUGGAAGGGGGCUGUGGGAUACACCAGGUCCCCCAGGUAUAAAUUUAGUAGCCCCACUUUCCGCCUAUGGACAGGUCCUCCUAUGUUUAAUAACUACGCCCCUCCAUUUUUUUAAUUUUGGUGUCAAACAUAUAGGAAUAGGAUUGCUAUCGCUGCUUAGACAUCAUUAGCGGCUCAUCCGCUCAGCAUUAUCAUGUCAAAGAAUAGCAGAUAUGAGAUUGUAGGUCCCACAAAUGAUUGGUAACUGGUUGAAAACAGUAUGUUUACAGACACAUUCUGAGUGGAGUUGAAUUAAUGCAAACAGGGUUCCUCUUAGAAUAUUGGGUCCUGAUAACUAUGGAGACCUGUGCGGGGGUAGAUAUAACAAUAUCCUUCUGGCUGCUAUGGUAGUAGAAUCUCUGCAUUGAGAGCCACACUAUAAGAUGUUGUGUAGAUCCAAAACCAUGAUCUUAUUUUGGCAAUGUUUUGACUGGUUUAGACUGUAAUUAGUAAUUACCAAAUUAGUUGCGCUAUAUUACCAUGUAUUGAUAUUGUUCCCAAAUAACCUAGAAACCUUUUCUUUGCCUUGCAUUCUUCUUUAAACGGUUGCAUAAUUCUUUGCUUGUAUUUGAAUAACUUGCCUUCAGUUAAUAAAAUAUUUGCUGUCGACUGAAACAUUCUUCUUGUACCACCCAAACCACUUCCUGUGAUGCUGGGUUCUUCUGUGAGAAAGAUAACAUUCUAUACCUGUUUGCUAAAGGUGGUGUAUCACAAAAGCGCAGACAACGCAACAUGUAGACUUCCUGUGAGUAUAGAUAUACAUAUGACUAAUUUACUUUUGAAGCGGUGGCUCAAUCUACAUACAUAUACACAUUAAUUUACUCUUACAUUACAAAAUUACUGCUUAUCAAACGUCACAGCUGGAGGAAAAGUCACGAUGUUGUAUUUAUAUAACAUUUUCAUUUUAUUUUAGAUCUUGUCUUAAUUAACCCUUUUACUAUCCAGCUUUUAGAAAAUCAUAUGAUAUAUAUAUAUAUAUAUAUAUAUAUAUAUAUAUAUAUAUAUAUAUAUAUAUAUAUAUGUCCUAUUCCGCAUAACACUAAAUGACAGAAACCCGGAAUCCGUGAGUAUUUAUUUUCUAUUCAUGUGUUGAAAUGGGUUUACCCUACCAAGAUACUGCUGAGUACACUUUCCCCCAACAUGUUAAACAUUUCUCCUCAGACUUCCUAAACCCAGUUAUCUUUUUGGAGGAAUUUAAUCUCCCAGUAUAGACCCAGUAAUAACAAUCUGUACUGUGUGAAUUCAAUGUUUUGCAAUGACGAAUUGUAGUCUAUCAGUUUCUGUUAAUGAUCAGUUUGCUAAUUACUGUAUCAUGUUUACGUUUUGGGCUGAAGAACUGAAAAGGUGAAAUUAUGAGCUUGCAGACUGACAAACUGGCCUUACCCCAAAUUACACUGCAAUGAUUCAUUUACUGGGCUCAGGAGCCUGUUUUACAACCACAAAAUAGUUUCAAAUACCAGUUUAUCUUUUAUAGGUAGGAGGCCACCUUCAUGAAGACCUGUAUAGCUUGUGGUUACAUUUUUGGGUAAAAACGCCCAACCCUUGCCGGAUUAAUUAACUCCUUGCACUUUUAGCUGCAUGCCUACAGAUUAGCCAAACAUUGUGUAGAAGACAAUUGUUUUAUUUUGUCAAAUGCCCAUAUCAUUGUGUAAAAGAAAACUAACUGUUUGGAGAUCUGAUAGCUGCAAGUGAAUCCUUUCUUGUCUUCACAGGUAGAAGAUCUGUACCUCAUCGCUAUUUGCCAUCCCCGUGGCAUCAAGUCUCUGCGGGAUCUCACUUCCGAUCAUCUUCCAUUGUUAAGAAACAUUUUGCGUGAGGGACAGGUGAGCUUCCCUGUUUGUCAUAUGUCUGCCUCCAGAAUAUUGUUUGCUCUUUCCUGAAAUACAGUUUGUCAAAGGGCAGACAUUCCACAUACAUUAUGAAAUGUGUGUUGGGAAUCUGUAAUAACAGACAGAUUUAGUGGUAGACACAAGGCAGACAAACAUCACUGAUUGCUGGGUAAAUAAACUUGUCAGCCUAGCUUUGUAACAAUUACUGCAACCAUAGUGCUUUGAUGGCGUGAGAGAGACUUUCCCCCAUCAUAUGAAAAUAUAUUGAAGUGGCCUCUAGCUUACAGAGCAUCAUGGGACCUAGUUUCUACCAUCGGUUUAAUAUUAUAUUCUGCAUAGACCAAUUUCCUACCUUUUUCAUGAUCAGCUAUUCAUAUUUCCACAAAUAAACAUUUUAUGAAGUAGAUUUAUUUUUUAUCUUCAUGGAUUGUGGGAUGUUCAGUAAUAACAAUAUUUAAAGGAACACUAUAGGAUCAGGAACACAAACAUGUGUUCCUGCCCCUAUAGGGUAAAACCACCAUCUAGCCCCUCCCCCCCUUCCCUCCCUAAAUAUAGUAAAAUCUUACUUGCACUCAAGUCUGCAGCUGCUGCCUCAGAUCUGUCUGCUGACAUCAUCAGAAGUGGUGGUGGUGUGAACCAAUCACAAUGCUUCCCCACAGGAUUGGCUGAGACUGUCAAGGAGGCAGAUCGGGUUAGAGCCAGCACAAGCCAAACACAGCCCUGGCCAAUCCGCUUCUCCUCAUAGGGAUACAUUGAAUCAGUGCAUCUCUAUGAAAGUAGUUCAGUGUCUGCAUGCAGAGGGUGGAGACACUGAAUGGCAUGUGUAGCACUGCCCCAGGAAGUACAUCUAGUAGCCAUCUGAGGAGUGGCCAGUGGAGGUAUCCCUAGGCUAUAAUGUAAACACUGCAUUUUCUCUGAAAAUCUAGUGUUUACUACAAAAAUCUAAAGGGAAUGAUACUAUGCACCAGAACAAAUACAAUAAGCUGUAGUUAUUCUGGUGAUUAUAGUGUCCCUUUAAAUAGUGCAAUCGGUAAACCAACUAUAAGGCAUGGAAAAAUGUAAUUCCUAGAUAACGUUAAUGAUGUACGUUAACUUUUUUUUAUUAGAUUAGUAAACCAGCAGUACCAUUGUUAAGGCCGAGAAAACUUAAAGAACAAAUUACUCUACCUAAUUUGGUACAUCACCAAGAUACCAGCGACAAUGCACCGGUCAGGGGCAACAGUUUUUCCCAACAGUGAGAGAAUUUAACAGGGCACCAAACUAUCCGCAGCAUUGAGGACCAUCUGUAAAACACAACUCCCAUGGCCUUAAUGUCUGUAAAGCAUCAUGGUAUCUGUACACUUGUUUUACCUUUUAGACUCCUCUUGGUAAACGUCAUGGAACUAAGCCUAGUGACACCAUACCUACUGUCAAAAAAGGGGAAUCAGUUUUAAUUAUUUUGUGAAGCACGAGACUGCUUUUUCCUCUUUUGUCCAUUUAUUUAAAAGCAUUUUUCAACAUCCGUUUAAAGUGAAACUCUGACUUUCCAGAAUCUUUAAUGCUAUGUAUACUUAUCCUUUUACUUAAUAGAUCAAUAAAUUUGUGAUGUGUGAAAAAUACAUUUAUUGUACAAAAUCCUCCAACGUAGCUCCUUGUCAGUCAUUGUUAUAAGCUCCGCCCUUUACACCUGGCAGUCAGUAUAGAGAGAGCCACCUCCAUCUUAGCUCCCUGUCAGUCAUUGUUAUAAGCUCUGCCCUUUACACCUGGCAGUCAGUAUAGAGAGAGCCACCUCCAUCUUAGCUCCCUGUCAAUCAUUGUUAUAAGCUCCGCCCUUUACACCUGGCAGUCAGUAUAGAGAGAGCCGCCUCCAUCUUAGCUCCCUGUCAAUCAUUGUUAUAAGCUCCACCCUUUACACCUGGCAGUCAGUAUAGAGAGAGCGGCCUCCAUCUUAGCUCCCUGUCAAUCAUUGUUAUAAGCUUCGCUCUUUACACCUGGCAGUCAGUAUAGAGAGAGCCGCCUCCAUUUUAGCUCCCAGUCAAUCAUUGUUAUAAGCUCCACCCUUUACACCUGGCAGUCAGUAUAGAGAGCCACCUCCAUCUUAGCUCCCUGUCAAUCAUUGUUAUAAGCUCCGCCCUUUACACCUGGAAGUCAGUAUAGAGAGAGCCGCCUCCAUCUUAGCUCCCUGUCAAUCAUUGUUAUAAGCUCCGCCCAUUACACCUGGCAGUCAGUAUAGAGAGAGCACACGGAGAUGAGGAGAAAUGAAACAAUGUUACUAUUUCUCCUCUUUUAUUAGCAAUGCGUACCCUGACUGUGCCUUGUCUGAGCUGGACAAUGAUGUAAUUUGUUAAAUCUUUUAAGGAACACUCUUUAAGGUUUCAGUUAUUGCAAAAACAUAAUAUACAGGGAUAUAAGUUUUAGAGAAAUCUGACAUUCUGGGGUCAAGACGGAAUUUGUUCCUAAUUUGUUGCAAUAUUGGAAGUGCUUCAAACUGGGUUUUUCACCUUCUUUUGGAUCAACAGCAAAAACAGUUGCGAGAAAGGCUAAACUCUAUAGACACAUGUCUCUUUCCAGGCUAAGUGACUCGACCUUUCCGGUUUAAAGGACAUUUGAUUGAAGAAUUCUGGUGGAAUUUACUCCGCUGUUAUUACAGCACAAAAACAGCCCAAAUUGCUUGUUCUGAUUUUCCACAAUAAAUAUGACUCCCCUGUGUUUGUAGUGCUCAGAGUCAGCGUGUAGACUAGUGACAGUGACAAAUUACUUUUCAUCUGGUUUAUUUAAUAACAUUAGCAUGAAUUUCAAAUAAACUGAAAGUAUAGUUGUCCACUUUGGCUAUUAUGACCUUAAAUUUGAAAUUCACCUUGAAUUCUUCACUAGGGAGUAACGAUGUGUCUUGUUGUGAGACCUAAUGUGAGGGAUGAUAAAUACUGUAAUUUAGCCAUGGGUUCUCACGCCCUUGUUUUAAAUGAUGUUUUUAUUGUUGUAGGAAGCCAUAUUGAAGCGCUAUGGUAUCCAUGGAAACCAGCUACGAAUUUACCUUCAUUAUCAGCCUUCAUAUUAUCACCUGCACGUACAUUUCACUGCACUCGGACAUGACGCUCCUGGCAUUUCUGUGGACCGUGCUCAUCUUCUGUGCGAUGUGAUCCAAAACCUAGAAUGCAACCCACAAUACUACAAAACACGAACAUUAACAUAUGCCCUUAGGGCAGGUGAAGAACUCCUGGAAAAAUAUAGAGCAGCUGGAAAAUGUUAA